CUAAUAAGCCACAUAAUUAAUCCUCUUUAUUUGUUUUGAACUGAAAGAAAUCCAUGAUCUUAUGGACCCAAAGUAAAAUAAGUAAUAUUAUCAUUUAAUAUUAGCCUUCUCGUAGAGGAACCGAACCUGAUGCAUUCAGAUGGGGGCGGGAAAACCUGAUAUCUCGCCCCUGAGGAAACCCUUUAUUUUGAUGCGUGCGGCAGGCUACCGUGAGCGCGCAUUUUUUUCCCACUCGCUGGAGCCCCCAUUCUUAAAUUAGGGCGGCGCGUUCCUGCUGCAAGAGAAGUGAACGCGCUUGAGGGGCUGCGGUCCCAUUGACGGCUCAGCAUCAGCACCAAGUAUCCGCCUUGCCUGGCAGCGACACAGACCGCCAUCCAAGACCCCCCCUCUCCUCUGCUCGGCCUGAACCCGGAUCGUCCCCGUGUGCCGUCGUCCACACCGACCGCUGGAGAAAUGGGCUCCCCGUGAAACGGAGGUGGCGGAGGGGAGAGGCAGGCGGGCGGGAGGGGGUGGGGGGGAGAAGACACCGGUGCAGCAAUAGGGAAGAAGCGAAGCUGGUAACGGCAAAUCCGCCACAACAAGCGCCGUUCUUACAACCGCUAGUACCGACACCUCCGUACCCGGGUGCCCCCCACCGCCGCCAUGGGAACUCCACAUCGGUCGCGCCAACCACAUCAUCCGUGGGCCAUGUCGUGAUCCGUGGGCUUUGCUAUCCGUGAUCCCAAUCGAGGGGAAGGAGGAGGAAGAAAGAGGAGAGGCGAGAUGUUCGCCUCGGUAGGCCCUCGGGGUCCACCCGUCGCCCAGGCCAUCCCGGAGCCGGACUUGAGCCACUUGACGGAUGAGGAGAGGAAGAUCAUCAUGGCUGUGCUGGCUCGGCAACGGGAGGAAGAGGCGAAAGAGGAGGCCAUGCUAAAAGAAGAGAAGCCUAUCCAAGCCAGAACCGUAAACUUGGUUGGGCAGAAAAAACCUCAGCAGCAAAAUGACGUCCGGGGCAUCCAGCAGCAGCUUUCCAGCUACAGGGAGACAGUGAUCCGGCAGGCCACGGCUGCAGCGGGCUCAGCAGUUCACCGGGAUGAUGCCCCCACCUGUGGCAUCUGUCAGAAGACCAAAUUUGCAGACGGUUGCGGGAACUUGUGCUCGUACUGUCAGACCAAGUUUUGUGCCCGAUGCGGAGGGAGGGUCUCUCUACGAUCCAACACGGAGGACAAAGUGGUGAUCUGGGUUUGUAAUAACUGCCGGAAACAACAAGAGAUCCUAACUAAGCCGGGUGAUUGGUUCACUGGUCCAUCAGGAAAGCCCACUAGUCUCGGUUCGGCCAUCAGUGAGCCAUCUGUGUGCCAAGCCCCUGGUGAUAAGAAGCUGCGGUCCCACUCCCAAGCCCCUCCGGGCUCCACAACAUCCUUAGAACCCAACCGAGCCAGCGCACCAGGGAGCACAGCUGGAACAGAUAUCCGAUCACGCAGCGAACCACCAAGAGACACGAGAAAUGGGAAAGGCGGUGGAGGAACUGGUCGGGGAGAGCGCAGGACAGGCCAUGCCAAGCUGGAAACCCAGGUUUCCAUGGACCGAGAUCUCCGGGGUGAGUCUAGGGAACGCAGGGAAAGCCGCCGGCUUACAAAGGGACGUUCUUUGGAGAUUGAUCCUGUAGGAGGAAGUGAUACAUUGAGGCGGACACAAGAGGGGGGCUACCAAAACAUGGACCAAAGCGGUGGCCCCCCUUGCCAAGCAGGGUCAGUUCCUUCUGGAGGCCAGGGCCACCUCGUACAAGGUCGUGGUACUGGAAUUAUGGGGAAGACGAGAGAUGGCCUAGUGUCUGAACAGAGGACAGCCGGAGCGCUGCAUGAACACAACACUGCGCAAAAAGACAACCACCCUGAACUCAGAGAAUCUCUGGGUUCAACUGGAUCAACCCCCGGUCAGGGACCUGUAGUAAGACGAACCAAAAGGGACAAAGCCGACAGCAUGCUUCGCAAUGAUUCAUUAAGCUCAGAUCAAUCGGAAUCUUUGCGUCCACCACCACCCAGGCCGUACAAAUCAAAACGAGGACUGGGAUCUGGAGGCAAGAGGCAAACCAGUGUCAGCAGUUCAGAGGAGGAAGGAGGGACCACACCUGAGUACAGCAGCUGUGAGGAUGCUGAGAUCGAAAGCGUCAGUGAAAGAGGCGACUGGGAGUGCUACCCUCAUGACCCCACUGUAUGGCAUCAUCCUGUAACCUGGCAGCCAUCGAAGGAGGGUGACCAUCUGAUUGGCAGAAUCACCUUAAGCAAGAGGAGCGCAUCCAUGCCGAAAGAAGCCGGCGCUCUGCUGGGGUUGAAGGUUGUAGGAGGAAGAAUCACAGAGUCGGGGAGAUUAGGUGCCUUCAUCACCAAGGUUAAGAAGGGCAGCCUGGCUGACGUGGUUGGGCACCUGAGAGCAGGGGAUGAGGUUUUACAGUGGAAUGGGAAGCUGUUACCAGGAGCCACCAUGAAGGAAGUCUACAACAUCAUCCUCGAAUCUCAAGCUGAGCCUCAAGUGGAGCUGGUUGUAUCCCGGCCAAUUGGUGAUAUCCCAAGAAUCCCAGACACGUCCCACCCUCCAUUAGAAUCUAGUUCGAGUUCAUUUGAGUCCCAGAAGAUGGAGAGACCAUCCCUAAAUCUUUUAUCUCCCACCAGUCCUGGAAUGGUUCUGGAUGCUCCGCAGCUAAUGCCAGGAAAACUUUCUGUGAGUGCAUUGUUAUUCUGCUGUUGUGUAUUUAUUAAGGUGAAGGCUGUGCAUCAGAUAUGUUUGUUUGUGUUUCUCCUCCAGGUGAAGCUGUGGUAUGACAAAGUAGGUCACCAGCUAAUAGUCAAUGUGCUACAGGCAGUAGAACUCCCUCUCCGGCCUGAUGGACGUCCGAGAAGCCCCUACGUCAAAAUGUACUUCCUUCCUGACCGCAGUGACAAGAGCAAGCGCAGGACAAAAGCAGUGAAGAAGACCUGCGAGCCCAAGUGGAACCAAACAUUCGUGUACACUCACAUCCAUCGUAGAGAUUUCCGCAAUCAUAUGCUGGAGCUGACUGUGUGGGACCAGCCCAGGUCACCAGAGGAGGACAGCAUCUUUAUGGGAGAAAUCCUUAUAGAGCUGGAGACAGCCUUGCUGGAUGACAAGCCACACUGGUACCCACUCCAAACCCAUGACGUCUCAUCCAUACCUCUCCCAAGACCCUCCCCGUACCUGUCUCGUCGACACACACACACCGACAAUCCCGGCAGGAAGCUGCAGCGUUCUCAGCGUGUAACAGAGCCUGAAUUUGAGGGUACAGCAGUAGUUUCUAAAGCAGCAGAGGGGCGUGGCAGGGAGCGACAACGGGAGCCCACAACCACCUUGGAGGUGCCCAAGCGCCAGAGGACAACCUCACAUCAUAUACGUUCUCGCUCAGUCUCCCCGCACCGUGAGGAGCAAGGAUGCAUUCGGUCUCGGCCAGCCAAUGUCCCUGCACAGAGGAGUCUAGACGAGGAGCUUUCACACUCCAUGCGUUCCCGCUCUCCCACCCGCUACUACGACUCUGCUAGAAGUCACCACAAGGAUGAGGAGUACCUGGAUGACAGCGAAGUCAUCAUGAUUCACCAAUCAAUGCGAGGCAAAAGUGCUGAAUGCAUCCGCUCCAGGACAUCAACUAGGCACUAUAAAACACUCCCAACCAAGAUGCCACUUUUAUUCAACAAUGCCCACAACAACAUGAAAAGUGAUCUUCAAGCUUCCCUGGACAGGGUUAGGAGUGCUAGCACCAACUGUCUGACUCCAGAUAGUCAUGCCCCCUCACCUGAGUUGGAAAGAAAAUCAUUGUCCCAUUCCUUGCCCUGGAGACGUCCUCCCAGUCCCAGGAUUUUUAUCCAACAUGCCUCCCCUGAAGAUGACAGGCAGCCUCAGACCUUGGAUACGCCUGAAUGUCAGACACGUGGCAGGAAUUUCUCUGACAACAACAGGGGUCACCAUCAAGGUACAUCUCUAACCUCAGUGACGUCUUCGUCGGCUCGCAAAGUGAGGCAGCUCCCCCAGCUUCCCCCCAAGAGCAACAGUGUAGAGCAAGCCCUGGUAGCAGAGGAGCGCGUCCGUCAACUCCAGAUGAGGGUUCAUUCUAACCGGAUGUCAGCUGCCAGUACCUCCAGCCAGCAGGACCUGGAUAGAGCUCUCAAGAGCAAACGGGAGCUCUACAAGGACCACAGGACGAGCAGCGAGAAUGCUUCCCAUAAGUCUUCAGACAGUGAUGUCAGCGACGUGUCAGCCAUCUCUCGAACCAGCAGUGCCUCUCGCAUCAGUAGCACCAGCUACAUGUCCAUCCAGUCAGAGAGACCCCGAGGACGUUUCAGUCGAGCCAUGCGUGCGACGGGCCGCCACAUAAUGAAGAGCACCAGUGUGAGCGGCGAGAUCUACGGCAUGGAGCACGCAGAUGGCAGCCAAUCCGACACCGCCCUCGGGAGCUUGGGAAACGGGAUCAAAAAGCGUCGCUCGAGCCUCAGCCAACGUGUUGUUCCCAUCCUGACAUCGAGACGCAGUCGGAGUACCUCGCAGCUCAGCCAGACAGAGGCGGCGGGUAAGGCAGCAGAGAGACAGAAAGAAUCCUCAGCAGGUAAGAAGGCGUCUAAGGCCGGAAGCAGCAGCAUCCAAAGGAGCGUGGAGACAGGCAGAGCGGUGGAGUACCCACGAGGGGGGUCAGCCAUGAACCGACAGGCCAGUAGAGAAUCUACUGAUGGCAGCAUGAACAGCUACAGCUCUGAGGGAAAUUUGAUCUUCUCAGGGAUGAGGUUGGGUGCCGACAGCCAGUUCAGUGACUUUCUGGAUGGCUUAGGGCCCGGUCAGCUGGUGGGCCGGCAAACACUGGCAACACCUGCAAUGGGCGAUGUUCAAAUUGGUUUGAUGGAUAAGAAAGGCCAGUUGGAGGUGGAGGUGAUCAGGGCACGAGGCCUUACCUCCAAACCGGGUUCCAAAUCCCUCCCAGCUCCCUACGUCAAGGUGUACCUCCUGGAUAAUGGAAAUUGUAAAGCCAAAAAGAAAACCAAGAUUGCACGAAAGACCCUGGAGCCUCUGUACCAGCAGCAUCUGCUCUUUGAAGAGAGUCCUCAGGGCAAGGUGCUUCAGGUGAUAGUGUGGGGCGACUAUGGACGGUUGGACCACAAAUGUUUUAUGGGUGUAGCACAGAUCUUACUGGAGGAUUUGGAUCUCUCAAGCACGGUGAUCGGAUGGUACAAACUCUUUCCGCCUUCCUCAUUGGUGGAUCCGACUCUAGCUCCGCUUACACUAUUGGCGUCUCAGACAUCAUUGGACAGCUCAGGACCACCCCCUGGUGUUCGGUCCUAGUGACCGCGAUGACACGGACCCUCCAAAAUCCCUUCAGUGACAAAAUAGAGGAAGUACCUGAAGUACCCAAGUAUAAGAAGAUGAUCUUGGUCAAACAAUAAAAGCCAGACAGAGAGACAGUGAACGAGAGAAGGAGAGAUAGAACUAGCCAAUCAACGCUUCAAAGGAGUCUGACAAUCAUUUCUCACACCUUCGAUUCUUUCUCUAUUUGAGCCUUUUGUUUUGCAAGCUUUGUCGUUUUUGUUCCUGAGCUGCAGGUUUAUGUCCACCUUCAUGAUCGUUUCUCUGUAUUGGAUUUCUUUCAUGUAUCUUUUUUUUUUUAUUUGUGCAUCUGAUCAACGUCACCUGCACCUGGUAGCUAGGAGUGCUCCGAGUUGGAGUUCCUAAAGGGUCAAACUGAUACACCUCCAUGCAGACCAAUGCCUGCUUGAGAUCUCCAUUGGAAUUGCCAAGUGUAGCUGAGCUGGCUGCCUGGCAUGCUUUGAUAAACCUUUUUUAAGUUAGACACACACACACACACACACGUGCACAUCCUGAUUGCUUGCCUUGUUGUGAGAUAUGAACGCAAGCACAAGACAGAGUAAACAAAGGUUUGGAUCUUUGUGUGAACAAAACGCCAAAUGUAUGUGCUUUUUAUACUUUACAGUAAUCCCUCAUAACUUUGCACCAUGGAUUUCAUGGGUACACUAUCACCGUUUUUCAAAAUUACCGUAUUUUUUGGAGUGUAAGUCGCACAAGUCCAAAAAUGCAUAAUUAGGUAGAAAAAAAACAUACAUAAGUCGCACUGGAGUAUAAGUCACAGGAACAGCCAACCUAUGAAAAAAAGUGCGACUUAUAGUCCGGAAAAUAUGGUAUAUAUUGAUUAAUGAAUCAUGCUGUUUUGUGUUUGAAUACGGCCUAUUAUUAGUAAAAAAAAAAAUCAUCAUAUUUACGCCAAAAAGUAGCAUUUUCAAGCAUAAAAAUGCAGUAAAAUACAUAUAUAAAGCAUUCUAUUAGACCAAAUGAUAUGUAGUAAUCUACGCCUGCCACUAGGUGUCAGUAAUGUUACUGUAACAUUCCAUGAAACACACAAGCACCAGACUUGCUAACACAUUUCAUCUUAUUUUCAAUUUUUAUUUCUACUUCUUAUGUUAUUUAAAAAUUGAAUUUAAAAGAUCAUAAACUUGUUUUCUAUGCUCUAACUAUGAACCUUAUCACGUAUGACGGUCAGGUCUAGAAGCAAAUCAUCGCCAUGAAUGAGGGAUUACUGCAGGGGUGUCCAAAGUGCAACGUUGGUUUUUUAACCGGCCCCAGCACAUUCAAAAAAAAUACAGUUAAACUAGAAAAAAUUCAAAAAUUGAAACAAAACAGCAGUAAUUUUACCAAAAAGUCCAAAUAGAAUAGUCAUAAUAAAAUAAAAAUUCUUACAUGGAAGAAGUCAUAAUUUUGUGAGAAAUUCUUAGAAAAGACAUUUUAUUUUAAGAAUCAUAAGGUUGAAAUAUAGAAAAACUGUUAUUUUCUAAAGUGGUGCUAUUAUGACAGACAAAACAAAGAAUAAAGUUGCAAAUUUUGGAAAAUUCGAUUGGGACAAAUGAGAAUAAAGUCAAAAUAUUACAGGAAUAAAGUCAUUACCAGAAAAAUAACAUGCAAAUGUUAUAACAUUUGAAAAGAAACAACAGAAUAACUUUAUUUCGGAAGGAAAAGUUGAUACUUAAUAAUAAGAUUUUCACUAAGCUGUUUUUUUCUUGUGUCCCAUCCAUCAUUUUUAAGUAGGCAACCUCUGAUGAAAAGUUAGGACACCCCUGGAUUAUUUUAUUUUGAAUUUUUAUUUAGCGUUCUUGCUAUCAAAUAGCGGCUGCUGUCACGUCAAAAUUACCCGACCACCCGGGGGACACCCUGUCCCGACCCCCAAGCUGCAUGCACGUCUCGCUACUUUCAUUUACUUUUAUUCUAUUUUUGCUGCUUUUGUUUUUUUUUUUAACUCAACGACAAAAGAAAUGAACAAAUCUUGAAAAAAAAAGAAAAAAAAAGACAAAAAAGAAAGACGCUACAAUGUGUGCUAGUUCCACAUGCGUUUAGGCCGGCUUGUACGUUGCAUGUUCUUGUACAGUUUGCUUGUACUGAAUAUGAAUACAAACUGAGAAAUCGCCAAGUCGACCCUCGCACCCCGACCGAUGGAGUGGUGUGACCCCCCCCCGGCCUCACCUCACCUUCCAUUUUGGGUCUCAAUAUUCAUAUGGAGAAUUGUUCCUUUUUGCCCUUUGCUGUAGUACGGAGCAAACGCUAGCCCCAGCUGAUCACCAGGAUGGAAUUGUAGUGUCAGUUGUGCGUCAGUUUGCCAGGCUCCAGACAGAGAUAGAGAAUGUGUGUCAAAGAGCUAUACGUUAUGAGUUGAAAUAAAUGAUAAAGAUAGAGAUAUUUAUGAAUAUAUAAAUGAGUGUAUCUGCACACCUUGUACAUAGAAAAUCAGGAGAGGUGAUGGACAAGACAAACAUCAGUGACACAUAUUUUUGUUUUGUUUUUUUGCUUUGAAUGGAAUUGUCAUGCUUUUGUUGAGCUCUAGCUGCUGAGCGGUUUUGAGCCACAGGGGGGCGCUCGGAGGCCCUAUUAUUUUAUUUUCCCAAAAAAGCAGAAACAGCUGAAGCAUUGUUUUUUGUUUUUUUUUCCACAAGCUCCCCCCUCUUGUUUAUUUCUGUAGGUCGGGACUGGACAUCUAGAACCAACGAAGAAUGAGACUUUGCAGACCUAUGUUGCUGAUGUUUGUGUUGAAACUCUUGGCAGUGUGGCCGCCUGCCCCUUUCCUUUGUCAGUAUUACUUGACAAAUACUGAUUGUUUACAGCCCAUGGCUCCCCCGAACCCCCAAACCACGAUGCUAGACGAAAGACGGAGAAGUAUUCACUGCAACAGUUCUUGUUUGUAUAACAGAUGUGGCUCUACUGAUGUGUAUGUUUUAUAUUCAAGAGUUCAUUUUUAUUAUUUACAAAUAAAAGACUGUGCAGAAGAAGAGAGCUGCUUUUUCCAAAGAAAAUGUCUCAUUAUUACUAGUUCCGUUCUGCAGGUAAUCAUGCAAAGGAAACAUCGUUCCAGUUUUUUCUCGGAUCCACAUCUAAAACGCGUGCCGUGGAGGACCAAGACUGCAGGUUUUCGCUCCAACCUGUUCCUCCGGCAGUUGAUCUAGUUGAUGAGCUCCUUUCCUUGAACUGAACGGGAUGUUGAUCAUUAAAAUCAUCUGCUUUAGUGUAGCCGGUCACUAAAAACCCGCAGUGUCCCGGCGGCCCGCCAUGGCAGGAGUUUGACACCCCUGCACAAGAGACAAUAGCCACGUUUACAUGACGAGUUUUUCCUCUUUCUGAAUAUAAUCUUUCCUCUGACUUUUCCAAAACCAAUAGUAUACAUGGAAAGGAAUAUUCCAAUCUCCUGUUUAUAUGUGCCGCUAUAAUCAACCAGAAUAGUCAAUGGGGCAUGCCCAGUAAAACGUAAACAUCAACAUCAUGUGAUAUCGGCUUGUUGGGAUAACUCCGUAUUGCCAGUUUUUCCUUCGUCCAGUCUUGGAAUUUAGUGCCGAUUGCUGGCCUCCAUUUUUAAAAGUGAAGAACAUCUAAAU
Molecule: messenger RNA, 8900 nt
Organism: Doryrhamphus excisus (bluestripe pipefish)
Lineage: Eukaryota; Metazoa; Chordata; Actinopteri; Syngnathiformes; Syngnathidae
Gene: rims1a
Product: regulating synaptic membrane exocytosis 1a
Biological process (GO): regulation of membrane potential; positive regulation of synaptic transmission; regulation of synaptic plasticity
Cellular component (GO): cytoskeleton of presynaptic active zone; presynaptic membrane
Molecular function (GO): transmembrane transporter binding; small GTPase binding
Source: RefSeq, a predicted model, not a curated record